GAGAGACACACACAGCAAACAUGAUUACCACGAACAGAAUGGCCAUGAGAGCCCAGAAAGGCAGGCCCCAGGCUCUGGUUUGUCAAAUAUGCCAGCGAACUGGGUCCCCUAGCCCUGUGCCUCGCUCGCUAUUUGUUCGGACCUAUUCCUCCCCAUCAAUUCGGAACGUGCAUCGCGAGCAAUUCCAGCCAAGACAGUAUUCGUGGACAUAUACAAACCGGAUCCCCAGACGAUUCUACUCGAGCCAAGCAGAACAACCCACAACACCUCAAUUGGACAAUGCCAUCGCCCAGGUCGCUCGAGCGUGUUCCCACCUCUGCAAGGCAGAAGGCGUGCCCUCCAACGACGCAGUUGUGCAACUGCUACAAAAAAGCGAGAGCAUAGCAGAGAUGAUCGCCCAACCCACAACCGCGCAACCCAAACAAAAGUCGGGCGAAUUCUCGUCCCUGUUCGACCUCGACGAGCAGACGAGCGCCACGAAAAAACAGCGGCAGCAACAACCACAACGGCCCAAGCAAACCCCAGAGCAACUAUCCAAGCAGCUCUGCCGGGCGGUGCACGAUCUGCUGACGGACGAGAAGGUCUUCAUCUCGCCCGAAGCCCUCGCCUCGUACACCAAGAUUCAUGUGCUGCUCCAACAGCCGAACCACUUCCCCGAGAUCUUCCACCUGUAUGCCAACAAGCCGAUCCCGGUGGAGAAUAGCUCGCCCGUGCGCUUCAGCAAGCCCGAUCCAAAGAGUAUCAACAGCGCCAUCCCGCUGGAGCUCGCCAACGCGGCGCUGGACGUGGCCAUCGCCCAGCGCAACCUCUCUCUCGUGCUGGCGAUCAUCGACACUACCUUCUCCGCCCCGGCCUUCCGCCGCGCCAAAGCCUACAAGAAGGCUGCUCUGCCGCUGGGUGGCUUGACGGCCGCCCCGGCUGCCUGCUACAUCCUCGCCACAUGGGCCGGCAGCCUCCAGAACACGAUGGAUCCCAGCACGGCGACGGGCAUCGCCUUCGCGGCGGGGCUCGCAUACGUUGGCGGACUCACCUCGGUUGGGUUGGUGGCCAUCACCACGGCUAACGACCAGAUGGAGCGCGUCACUUGGCUUCCUGGCAUCCCCCUGCGGCAGCGGUGGCUCCGCGAAGAGGAGCGCGCGGCGUUCGAUAAGGUCGCGCUCGCGUGGGGUUUCAAGGAUAUCUACCUGAGAGGUGAAGAAGAAGGCGAGGAAUGGGAGCAACUGCGCGAGUUCAUCGGCAUGAGAGGGAUGAUCUUGGACCGGACGGAGUUGAUGGAGGCGCUUCGCUUCCAUACUGAUAUCAUGCUUAAACAAAAGUACGAGUCUACGAAAUGA
This is a messenger RNA of Aspergillus homomorphus CBS 101889, 1334 nucleotides long. RefSeq lists its product as uncharacterized. The transcript has 2 exons. The coding region runs from base 21 to 1334 and encodes 437 amino acids. The record is from RefSeq and is a predicted model, not a curated record. Lineage: Eukaryota; Fungi; Ascomycota; Eurotiomycetes; Eurotiales; Aspergillaceae.